AUGGGUUCUAUGCCUGUUCAGAGCCCGUUUGAUGUUGAAGAUGUUCUUUCACAACUAGACAUCUCCGAGAAAGUCGCUCUACUGUCUGGAAUUGACUUCUGGCAUACCGCCCCAGUCCACCGGCUGGGCAUCCCUUCCAUCCGACUAUCAGAUGGGCCCAAUGGCGUUCGUGGCACCCGCUUCUUCAAUGGAGUUCCCGCUGCUUGUCUCCCAUGUGGAACUGGACUUGCUGCCACCUGGGAUACUGCCCUUGUCAAGAGGGGUGGCACAUUGCAAGGUGAUGAGGCUAUAGCGAAGGGUGCAUCGGUAAUUCUCGGUCCGACCACAAACAUGCAGAGAUCACCAUUAGGUGGUCGCGGUUUCGAGAGUUUCAGUGAAGACCCUUACCUUGCUGGAGCCAUGAGUGCUGCAACAAUCAACGGAAUCCAAUCAACCGGUGUUGCUGCCACCAUCAAGCACUACGUCUGCAAUGAUCAAGAAGAUCAAAGACAGAGUGUAGACAGCAUUCUGACGGAACGUGCUCUCCGCGAGAUCUAUCUGAUGCCAUUCAUGAUUGCCGAGAAGGAUUCAAGACCUGACUGCUACAUGACUGCAUACAACAAAGUCAAUGGUGUGCAUGCGAGUGAGAAUCCUCGACUGAUUAAUGACAUUCUACGCAAGGAGUGGGGAUUCGAUGGAUUAGUCAUGAGUGAUUGGUUUGGUACCUAUUCCACCACCGAAGCAAUCAAGGCAGGGCUUGACCUGGAGAUGCCUGGACCAUCAUACAUCCGAGCCAAGCUCGUUAACCAAGCCCUUGGCUGCGGUAAGCUUAGCCUCCACGAGGUCGAUACGAGAGUUCGUGAGGUUCUCAAGCUGGUCAAGAAGGUACAGCCUCUAGGAAUACCAGAGAAUGCGGAAGAAACUACAAUUGACAGCCCUGAAACUGCUGCAGCUCUACGAGCCCUUUCUUCCAACGGCCUGGUGCUUUUGAAAAACGAGGGCAAUGUGCUACCGUUCAAGAGGGACAAAACAACUGCUGUGAUUGGACCCAACGCUGCGUACGCUUCAUUCUGUGGCGGGGGCUCCGCCUCGCUUCAACCAUACUAUGCCGUCAGUCCGCUAGAAGGAGUCCGGUCAAAAGUGCCCGGAGCCCAAUACGAAUUAGGCGCCCCUGCCUGGAAGUCAGUCCCCUUGAUGUCAAGAGUGACCAAGACCAAAGACAACCAAAUUGGUCUCACUAUGAAGGUCUUCAUUGAGCCGCCAUCUGUCACUAGCCGCAAGGCAGUUGAUGAAGUUUUUGUCAACAAGUCUGACAUCCUGCUCGUGGACUACAAACAUCCACUUGUGAAGACGUAUCUCUACUGGCUUGAACUCAAUGGUACUUUCACUCCUGACGAAACUGCCGAGUACGAGUUUAGUCUUGCUUGUGCUGGCAGUGGCAAGAUAUACGUCAAUGGAGAGGUGGUUGUUGACAACGAAACAAAUCAACGGCCCGGGAACACCUUCUUCGGUUCUGGAACUGCAGAAGAGAUUGGGACUCUCAAAUUGGAAAAGGGUGUCACUUACAACAUCCUGACCAAGUUCGGCACCUUUCCCACGAUGUCCUUCACUACUCCUGGUACUACUGGCUUUGGCUCAGGGGGGCUAAGGAUCGGUCUUGAGAGGAAGGCAGAACUGCAAUCCGAGAUUGAGAGAGCCGUCAAACUUGCAAAAGAGGUUGAUCAAGUCGUGCUCUGUGCAGGAUUGAACGCGGAGUGGGAGACUGAAGGACACGACAGAGAACACAUGGACCUUCCUCCAGGAACGGACGAGUUGAUUCAAGCCGUGGUUGCAGCUAACCCUAAUACAGCUAUCGUUCUCCAGUCUGGUACACCGGUUACAUUACCGUGGGUUCACCAUGUACGCUCUAUUGUCCAAGCAUGGUACGGCGGAAACGAGACAGGCAAUGCAAUUGCCGACGUUAUAUUUGGUGAUACUAAUCCAAGCGGAAAGCUCCCACUCAGUUUCCCUGUCAAGAAUGAGGACAACCCGGCAUUCCUGAACUACAAAUCUGAACGAAACCGUGCCAUUUACGGUGAAGACGUGUAUAUCGGCUACAGAUUCUACGAGAAGACCAACAAGGAGGUUGCCUUCCCAUUCGGACAUGGUCUAAGCUAUACCACAUUUGAGCUCAGCGCCCUCACCGUUGAUGAUAAUGGUGUGGACAUCGUAAUGUCUGUUUCGGUUUCAAAUACUGGCAAUGUUGAUGGUGCUCAGGUCGUCCAGGCCUAUGUCUCUCAACAGAAGCCGAGCAUCAAUCGACCCAAGAAGGAACUGAAGGGUUUCUCGAAGGUGUUCGUCAAAGCAGGAGAGACUGCCAAGGCCCAGAUUGUGAUGUCAAAGAAAUACGCCGCUAGCUUCUGGGAUGAAGGAAGAGAUGCUUGGGUCAUGGAGAAAGGUGCCUUCGAUGUACUAGUGGGCGACUCAAGUGCCACAACGCCACUGAAGGGCCAGUUCCACGUUAUUCAAUCUUCCUGGUGGAGAGGUUUGUAG
This is a messenger RNA of Exophiala aquamarina CBS 119918, 2511 nucleotides long. RefSeq names its product beta-glucosidase. NCBI's taxonomy places the organism in Eukaryota, Fungi, Ascomycota, Eurotiomycetes, Chaetothyriales, Herpotrichiellaceae. Gene Ontology annotation, biological process: glucan catabolic process. Gene Ontology annotation, molecular function: beta-glucosidase activity. The record is from RefSeq and is a predicted model, not a curated record. The transcript has 3 exons. The coding region runs from base 1 to 2511 and encodes 836 amino acids.